ACAUUAACACUUUUUCACUAACUUUAUUUUCAGUUUUUUUUACAUUAUGGUUCGUUACCAUGCCUGUGUUCAACGUGUCUGCCUCACUUGCUGAAUUCAACCAAAGGUACGGGGUCAAGCCAGAGUUCAACGACUACACGCCCUUUUAUGUUACAAUCACCAUUUGCACAAUUGUUGGUGUGAUAUUGAUUUUGGUAAACUGGAUAUGCAGUUGCUGCCACGAACAUUCUAAAUACUGGAGUGACCCUGAUACUGGUAAUCGCUUUGCAUCCCUUAUCUUUAUUCGCAAGACAAAACAGCGACCAAUGGAUGCUAUCUAUUAACUUUCUCUUUUGUGUUUUAGAGAUCGUUGUGGAAGUAUUUAUUAGUUACCAUUUCAAAAACUAGCAGUUUAUCAGAUAUUUUCUCAUACUUUAAUACUGUGUUAUACUGUUUCUCAUUGGUAUAGAAUUAAGUUUAAAUUUUAUAUAGCGGUUAUGAAUUGACAUUGUCACA
Messenger RNA from Cherax quadricarinatus, 495 nucleotides. The record is from RefSeq and is a predicted model, not a curated record. Lineage: Eukaryota; Metazoa; Arthropoda; Malacostraca; Decapoda; Parastacidae.